This is a messenger RNA of Paraglomus brasilianum, 423 nucleotides long. The record is from the annotation of a GenBank genome assembly. NCBI's taxonomy places the organism in Eukaryota, Fungi, Glomeromycota, Glomeromycetes, Paraglomerales, Paraglomeraceae.
AUGUCAGGUUACGACGAAGGGUAUACCUUUCCUCCAAACGAUGACCUACAAGACCCUGAAGAAGAAGAGAGGAAUGAGGAAGUUAAGCCUCAGGACGUGGACUUUUACGCCGUUUUAAAUGUUGCUAAAGAGGCUACUGAAGAUGAAAUAAAAGAAGCAUACAAAAGAUUAUGUAGAACGUUCCAUCCGGAUAAACAUGUAGAUCAAACAGAUAAGCUAGCAGCCGAGAAAAAGUUUCAGGUUAUUCAGAAAGCUUAUGAAGUGCUCGUGGACAAAACGAAACGCACAAUAUACGAUAUGUUUGGGGAAGAGGGGCUACGCACUUCAUGGGACGUGGGAAUGAAGCUUAAAACACCGCAAGAGUUGAGAGAAGAGUUUGAGCGGCAGAUGAGAGAACGUCGUGAAAAAGAUCUUGACAAUCUA